UCAACACAAGAAUAAUUUAUCAGAUAUGCAAUGAGGAAAGAAGCAGUGUGGUAAUGAAGUUGUUGUGGCUGUUGUUAGGACUACACGCCCUAUCUAACAGCUCCACUCCGAAACAACCCAACAUUGUGUUUAUUGUGGCUGAUGACAUGGGAUACCAAGACGUAGGGUUCAGAGGAUCAAACAUUCGUACUCCCAACAUAGACAGACUGGCCAGGGAGGGUGUGAUUCUAGAGAACCACUACGUAAUGUCAGUGUGUGCUCCAACACGUGCCUCCCUCAUGACCGGUAGGUACCCAAUUAGAACUGGCUUCUGGAAGGGUAACCUCAAUUCAGUUGAAAAGUUUGGGCUGGGUUUAAACGAGAUCCUCCUCCCCGAGAUGUUAAAGAGGAAUGGGUAUAUCACACACGGUGUAGGGAAGUGGCACUGUGGAGCUUACAGUUGGGACCAUACACCUGCCAAGCGAGGCUUUCACACAUUCUUUGGAUUGUUUCAGGGCGCUCAAGAUUAUUACUCACACCGACAUCAGGAUUGGUUGGAUUUCAGAGAGGAUUAUUAUGAUGCACACGGUCAUUUUGUGGACGAUAUUAGAGACGAUUUAGAUGAUCGUUACAACACCUAUUUGUUUACAAAUAGAUCCGUAGAAUUGAUCCGAAACCACGACAAAACUCGGCCUCUUUUUCUUUACUUAGCAUACACUGCACCCCAUGGACCAGACCAGGCCUCUGUGGAAGACAUGGAGACGUUUACCUCAGAUUUAAACCAAAACUACACAAGAAGAUAUGCCACAAUGGUAUCUAUCAUGGAUGAAGGUAUCGGGAUGGUUGCUAAUAAACUAAAAGAACAGGGAAUGAUGAACAACACUAUUUUAGUAUUUACGUCUGAUAACGGAGCCAGGUUUUCUAGCCAUGGAAGUAAUUACCCUCUCAGAGGAGGGAAAGGUACUGUCCUUGAAGGAGGAGUUAGGGGGGUAACCUUUGUAAACAGCCCACUUCUACAAAAGACCGGAUACACAAAUACCAACCUGCAUCACGUGACCGAUUGGUAUGCUACAUUCCAGAAACUAACUAACGAUAAUCCUGAGAAACAUGACAAAACACAGCUUCCGAUAGACGGAGUGGAUAUUUGGGGAUCUAUUGAUAGCAAUACAUCUUGUAGAGAGGAGGUUCUUUUAAAUCUGAGGGUACCCUCCAAAUACUUGAACAAUCCUUGCGAGGAAUGUUUAGGAUUAUCCAGCCUUCAGUCCCAAGAAGGAAAUCAUUUAAACUCACCAAAUUUUAACCAUUCAAACUCACAAGAUCACGAUUUCUUUGCCUUGCGGUGGCAAAAAUGGAAGCUACUCGCUGGACGCACAUUUCAAUUGCAGGGGUGGAGUUCUGAAAACAAAGCGGAGGGAUAUCUGAACUUUACCGACAGUCAGGGAGACUCACAACAGAGAUCUGUUGGAUCAGGAACACUUCUAUUUGAUCUCUCCUCUGAUGAGAGGGAGGAGCACAAUGUAGCGGAGCAGUAUCCAGAUAUUGUGACUUAUCUCCUUCGUAAGAGACAGGGUUAUCUGGAUAACAUGAUAUCCGUUGAACACAGAAAGUUUGCUAACAUUACUAUGGAGGACGGUGUUUUUAGGCCUUGGGUAACUGAUCUGAUGAAUGAUACAACUGAAUACUAUUCGUAGUAUUCACUGACCAAGGGCCGAGCUUUUCCUGCGAAUUUAUAUUUUAAUAGUUGAUCAGUAUUCGCAUAUUCUAACAUGUUAUGAGGUUUUAUCGACACAGUAAAAUGUGAUCUUAUUUUAAAAUGCACAGAAAUAAUUGCUUUUGUUAUUUUCAACCGGCUAGAAAACAUCUUCAUAGUUUUCCCCAUUUGUAGCAAAUUCUUCUUUUCAAAAGCCCUUAUCAGUGACUG
Bolinopsis microptera is the source of this 1900-nucleotide messenger RNA. Its product is annotated as arylsulfatase B-like. The coding region runs from base 54 to 1670 and encodes 538 amino acids. Lineage: Eukaryota; Metazoa; Ctenophora; Tentaculata; Lobata; Bolinopsidae. The transcript has a single exon. The record is from RefSeq and is a predicted model, not a curated record.